ACAACAGGAAGAAGAACGAACCCUCCACGUCACCAGUACAUCACGUCCGCCAAGCAACAGCAGCAACAAACUCGGAGCGCAGGGACUCCAACUUCAGCUGCGGGUAUAUUGAGUUGGCAGCAAGCGGUCCAGAAGCUAGAUGUCAUCUGGAGCGCCCAAAGGAGAGAACUGCCUGGUGGACAUGGACAGCAAAGCCGGAGAUUUGUUCAUUGCUGAUGAGGGUCAUCCUACUGGGACGGGUGGAGCAGGAAUCAUGGCCAAACUCUGGCUCCCCAAAGGCUUCUCGGUCGCUAUGGUUAAAGAGUGGGUUGAGAGGCGUCGAGUGUCCAUUCGGCCAUGGGCUAGCUUCGUGGAUCAGCGCAAGUUCUCCAAACCCCGCAACUUUGGGGAGCUGUGUCAGAGGGUGGUGAGGAACGUGGACACUUACAACAGCAACUAUACCUUCAUCUUCCUUGGUCUCAUUCUCUACUGCAUUAUCAGCUCUCCCAUGCUGCUGAUUGCCUUGGCUGUGUUCGCUGGUGCCUUCUACAUAAUCCACCUUAAGGCCCUCGAGUCCAAACUGGUCGUCCUUGGUAAGGAGCUGACUGUCCCUCACCAGAUGAGUCUGGCUGGAGCCAUCUCUCUCCCUGUGUUCUGGUUGGCUGGAGCUGGAGCUGCAGUCUUUUGGGUUUUGGGAGCGACGUUGUUUGUGAUUGGCUCUCACGCUGUGUUCCGUGAGCUGGAGGCAUCCGACAUGGAGGAGCUGCUAAUGGAGCCUGUAUGAAGAGCAGGCUGGACUCUCACGUUGCUGGAGUAUGACUAUGUAGGUGCUGGUCUCCGAUCAGUCUUGAGUUUGACCCUCUGGUAAUGUUGGCCCAAGUGAGUGGAUGAAAAACUGAUCCUAGAUCUUUUCCUAAAUGCAUACUCUGUAUUCCCACCGUUACAUAUGCCAGUGUACCUAAAAUGCACCUUGUCUUGCAUCUGAAGUAGUUGUUACUGACAAACAGUGUGUCCCUUAACAGAAUUACAAUCUUCAAUACAUAUUCAUGCAAAUAAUAUGCCAUAUGCACAAAAUGCCCUUCUUAAUACGCAUUUAAACACAUUCUCAUGCAGACGUAAUGCCUUCUUUUCUGUAUCAUACCUUGGAUGCCUCUCAUUUGUGUCAAGUAGUCUCUCUUAUACAGUGAUUUCCCCUUUCAAGCUUUUUAAUCCUUCAGCUGAACUGGUCAAUAUUUCAUUCUGCGCUAGAUAUCUUGGGAAAUGGCUUCUGUGUUUAAUGUGUCGGACAAUGAGGCUGAUUUCUAUUAUGUAGAGUCAAUGUAUACACACACUAAUCACAACUGUAAACUUAAAAUGACUCAGCUUUCCAUGGGAAAAAGUGCCAUUUAAAAGCUUUAAAAAAUGUACAUAUUUCUUACCAUGAUAGUGCAUGUUUUAUUCAAGACAGUGUAAAUUGAUUUGGAGCAAUACCAGCUUGGUAUUUCAGGUACUUACUUAGUAUAGAGCAGUUGAUGAGAAAACAUCUUAAAAGGUCAGUUCUUUGUAAUGGUAUUUUUUUGUAUCAGGAACUAUACUGUACAUUGCUGACUCUGUAUGCAUAUUUAUCAGCUUUGCUUGUACCUUGUACAUCUCAAGGUCAUUGUAUAACCAUAUGAAUUUUGUUUUACUUCAAAAAUACAAUGCCAUUCUUUUUUCUUUCUUUUUUACAUUCUGAGUUGUUUUUUCUUUUGUAUUUUAAUGACAUGUGGGAAGUGCAAUAAACUUCUGAAAUAACAGAU
Myripristis murdjan (pinecone soldierfish) is the source of this 1757-nucleotide messenger RNA. RefSeq names its product Rab acceptor 1 (prenylated) (gene rabac1). Bases 140 to 763 code for a protein of 207 amino acids. The record is from RefSeq and is a predicted model, not a curated record. Gene Ontology annotation, cellular component: Golgi apparatus. NCBI's taxonomy places the organism in Eukaryota, Metazoa, Chordata, Actinopteri, Holocentriformes, Holocentridae. The transcript is spliced from 6 exons.